AUGAAAGCAACUAAUGUUGGAAUUGAAGCGAUUGAAAUCUAUUUUCCAAAGACCUAUGUUAAUCAAGCAGAAUUAGAAUUAUUUGAUAAUGUUUCGUAGGGUAAGUAUACCGUAGGAUUGGGAUAAGUGAAUAUGGCCUUUGUAAGACCUUUUGAAGACGUAAACACCAUGGCAUUGACAGUUGUCACGAAUCUAUUAGAGAAAUAUUAAAUUAAUCCUGCACUAAUAGGUAGAUUGGAAGUGGGCACAGAGUCGUUGUUAGAUAAAUCUAAAUCAACUAAAACUACACUUAUGAGAUUAUUUGGUGAUAAUACAAAUAUUGAAGGAGUGACUUCAAUAAAUGCAUGUUAUGGAGGAACCAAUGCUUUAUUUAAUACUAUUGAUUGGAUGUAGAGUGACGCUUGGGAUGGUAGAUUAGGAAUUGUUGUCUGUACUGAUAUAGCAGUUUAUGCUAAAGGAUCAGCACGUACUACUGGAGGAGCAGGAGCAGUUGCGAUGUUAAUAGCUCCAAAUGCAACUUUUACAUUAGAACCAAUUAGAACUACUUAUAUGAAAGAUAAUUAUGAUUUUUAUAAGCCAAACUUUCACAGCGAGUAUCCUACUGUAGAUGGUUAGUUGUCAAUACAAAGUUACUUAUAAUCUAUAGAUAAUUGUAUUCAAUCCUAUUUUAGGAAGAACAAUAAUAUUAAUGCUGACUUUCAUUGUUUUCACAGUCCUUUUCAUAAGAUGGUUUAGAAAUCAUUCUUAAGAGUCAAGUUGAAUGAAUCAUUUGUUCAAAAAGUUGAGACUGAAUUCACAUUUUAAAACUUCAAUGAAAAAUAAUCACAAAUGCUUAAAUUCUAUUAGAAUGAUUGGUUGAAUAAGGCUUUACCAUCUUGUCUUUUGUCUAGAGAAUUAGGUAAUAUCUCUACAGGAGCUCUAUAUGCAGGAUUAGUAAGUUUGAUUGAAACCUAAGAUGAUUUAAUUAAUAAAAGAAUAAUGAUGUUCUCAUAUGGAUCAGGCUGUGCAGCUUCACUCUUCUUUCUGAGAUGCAACAAAUCAACUGGAGUAUUGAAAUAAAAGUUGAAACUACAAGACAGACUCAAAUAAAGAAUCAGAAUACCCUGUAUUGAAUAUGAUCACAUUAUGUAACAACGAGAAAUCAAUUACAAUAAGAAUAGCCAAUAAUAUUAGCCAAAAUAGGUCGAUUUGUAUCCAGGGACAUUUUAUUUGAAAUCAAUAGAUGAUAAAUAUAGAAGAGAAUAUCUUGUUCAUAAACAAUUUGAAUUAAAUUAAACUUCAGAUAUGAUAGUAGUUGAUAAUUCUAAACCUAUCAAUAAGAUCCAAUAGAUAAGAGAUUAAAUGACUAAUAAUAAUGGCAAUAAUGAUUAAAGUACUUAAUAAUAAUCUUAAAAAUAAUAUAAUUAAAUAUGGACUGGAUUUUAUAAAAAAACAAUUUAAUAACGUUUGGAUUAACUAGAAAAAACUAUGAAUGUAAACGUUGAACCAUUUAAAGAUGGAGGAUUGUCAUUAUAGAAUGCAAAUUUAAUGGUUGAAAAUUGUAUUGGAAAGAUUUCCUACCCUCUUGGUUUAGGAUUAAAUUUCAUGAUUAACGGUCAAUGCUAUUCUGUACCGAUGGCAAUAGAAGAGCCUUCUGUAAUUGCAGCAGCAAGUGCAGCAGCUAAAACUAUAAGCGAAGCUGGUACUGGGUUCUAAACAUACUCAAGUCGUCCAGUAAUGAUGGGUUAAAUAUAAUUGUUAGAUGUUUAGAACUUUUCAAAAGUUGAAUGCUUAAUAGAUUCAAAUAGACAAACAAUUAUAAAUAGAGGAAAUUAAGCAUGUCAAAGUAUGGUGAAAAGAGGCGGAGGAGUUGAAGAUGUGAAAUGUCGAAAUCUAGGUAGAGGACAAUGUAGUGUGGAUAUAUUUGUUAAUGUGUGUGAUAGUAUGGGAGCUAAUUUAGUAAACACAGUUCUGGAAUUUGUUGCUCCUUUGAUAGCUGAGAUUACUGGAACCAGAGUUGGAAUCAAAAUCUUAACUAAUCUAUGCACGAAUAGAAAAGUAACAGCUUAGUUCUGUUUGGAUAUAGAUAAGAUGAAUUACAAGCAGUUGACUGGCAAAGAAGUUGCCAAAUUAAUGAUUGAGGCAUAUCAAUUUGCAGAUCUCGAUAUUUAUAGGGCAGUGACACACAAUAAAGGAAUUAUUAAUGGGAUUGAGGCUGUGUGCAAUGCUGCAGGACAAGAUGCAAGGGCAGUUAAUGCAUCCUUACAUGGUUAUGCAUCAAAUUAAUGGAUAAUACAGGCCACUUUCAUCCUAUAAAAUAGUGAAUUAACAGUUCCUAUAAGUGUUGGAACCUAAGGAGGAGUGCUACCUUAGAAUCCAUUGUAUUCAUAGAUUUUGUCUAUAUUGGAUUAUCCUGAUUCUCAGAAGUUGGCUGAAAUCAUAGUAUCUGUGGGUUUGGCUUCUAAUUUUGCAGCAUUAAGAGCAUUGGCUGUUGAAGGCAUUUAAAAAGGACAUAUGACAUUGCAUGCAAGAAAUAUUGCAAUAGCAAGUGGGAUACCAGAACAUCUGGUUGAUGAAGCAGUUCUAUUUAUGAAGAAUAGAAAUAGUUUUAAUAAGUAAACAGCUUUGGAGUUUCUGAAGGCUUACAAUAUAUUUUAUGAGAUUGGAAAGGCCAAAGGAAAGUAAAUGAAAGCUUUCUGCACUUUUUCAGGGUCUUUCGAUUUGAUAGAUACAUAAGAAAAAGUAGAUUUACAUGUUGUCUUUGAAUGUGAUUAAAAUAAGAUCAAUUUAAAUUAUGCAGAUGACUCUCCAAUUAAUAGACAAAUAUUUGGAUUGAAAGGUUAAGAAUGGUUGAAAGAAUCUGGUUUUCAGUGUUGA
This is a messenger RNA of Paramecium tetraurelia, 2856 nucleotides long. RefSeq lists its product as uncharacterized. Gene Ontology annotation, molecular function: hydroxymethylglutaryl-CoA synthase activity; hydroxymethylglutaryl-CoA reductase (NADPH) activity. The transcript is spliced from 4 exons. The record is from RefSeq and is a predicted model, not a curated record. Lineage: Eukaryota; Ciliophora; Oligohymenophorea; Peniculida; Parameciidae. Gene Ontology annotation, biological process: acetyl-CoA metabolic process; coenzyme A metabolic process.